CCUGAGUGAGUUCAGCGUUAAAAACCUCUCCGCGCUCAUGGGGCGCGCUCUCUAUCGUCUUUCUGUAUUUCAUUUUAUAUUUGUUUAUCAUCUUGCUCGUUAGCUUAAUAAUCCCUCACCAUGGCUUCAUUUUGAUGUAGUACGGACCGUGGUGUUAUCAGCCCAGAUAUGAUCCGAUGGAAGAUGAUUUGUUUAAACCAGCUCGCCUUCUUCUUCUUCUUCUUCUUCUUCUUGUUUUUAGCUUCAUUCGCCUGGGGCAGAAGUUUAAAAUGUUCCGAUGGGAAGCCGUGCUCGGACCGACCUCCUGUGGUACUGAUUCCAGGAGAUCUGGGCAACCAGCUGGAGGCUAAGCUAGAUAAACCCAGCGUCGUUCAUUACAUCUGUUAUAAGAAGACAGAUGAGUACUUCACGCUGUGGUUGAACCCGGACCUUUUGCUGCCAGUGGCCAUCGACUGCUGGAUCGAUAAUAUGAGGCUGAUCUACAAUCACACAACUCGAGGUACAGAAGCGCCUCCGGGUGUGGAUAUCCGGGUGCCCGGCUUCGGCCAGACGUUCGGCCUGGAAUACCUGGACCCGAGCAAACGCAGCAUGGGAAUGUACUUCUUCACCAUAGUGCAAGCCCUGGUGAAUUGGGGUUACACCAGAGAUGAAGAUGUCCGAGGAGCGCCUUACGACUGGAGAAAAGCUCCCAAUGAGAACAAGGAAUACUUCCUGAAGCUGCAGCAGAUGAUCGAGGAGAUGGCGCAGAAGUACGGUGGGCCGGUGGUCCUCGUCGCUCACAGCAUGGGCAACAUGUACACACUGUACUUCCUGAACCAGCAGCCACAGGCUUGGAAGGACAAAUACAUCAAGGCGUUUGUGUGUCUGGGUCCUCCGUGGGCCGGCGUGGUCAAGACACUGCGAGUGAUGGCCAGUGGGGAUAAUAAUCGUAUUCCGGUGAUCAGACCUGUGAAGAUCCGCACCCAGCAGCGGACUGCCGUGUCCACGGCGUGGCUCUUCCCGUACGCUCACACGUGGCCGAGCGACAUGACGCUGGUCUCCACACCCACCGCCAACUACACGGUGAAAGAUUACGAGCGUUUCUUCAAGGACAUUGGCUUCGAGGACGGCUGGGACAUGCGCCAGGAUACGGAGCCACUGGUGCAGGCUCUGGAGGCCCCCGGCGUUCCCGUGCACUGUCUGUACGGGACGGGCAUCGCCACGGCGACAGCUUACCGCUACAGCACGUUCCCAGACGCCGACCCUGAGGUGGUGAACGGCGAGGGAGACGGCACGGUGAACGUGCUGAGUGCCGUGCAGUGCAAACGCUGGAAAACCGAGCAGAAACAGCCCGUGAUUCUGAAGGAACUGCCAGGGAACGAGCACGUGGCUAUGCUGCUGAACUUCACUACCGUCACGUACAUUAAAGACGUGCUGUUCUUACCCUGACGCACACAACACUUUCAUUUUCACCUUUUUAAUUAGCAGAAAUGACCGUUCACACCUGACUGAAAGUCCUCAUUUCUGCUUUUAUCAUGAAUUUUUGCCCCGUUGAGGUUAACUACUUCUGUUUUAAAAUGUAAUGUUUACCUUUUUAAAAAGCGCUUGGCACAGAUUGCCACUUUAAUUAAGAGAAAUGAUCUGGGUCGAUUUCAUAAAUGAAAAUGCCUCAGUUCUCCUUUUUUACUAAAAAUCCUUGGCGGUUAACCACUUCUUUAUUUCUUUGUAAAUGUCCAGUGGUCACCUGUAUGUUGUAGAGUAGUUAUAUGGAUAAAUUAGUCCAGGUUAAUCCACUUGCACAUUCUUGGGCACAAUCAGAAAAAGAGGCAUCCAUGAAUUUUAUAUUUGGGUUGUUAAAAAUCCUAAAUUUAUUAUUUAUGAAAGUAUUGAUAUUUACUAUGUGAUUUAGACCAAAUGUUCUGUGCCACUUUAGAUAUCUCUUCUGCUGAUACUGAUGUGCCUGCGAUUUCUUUUUAUUAUUUUUUUCCCCUCUGAGAAGAACUGAGCUGAAUCAUGAUAGUGCUAUACUUUUAAAUUCAUACUAAUUAUACCAAAAAUCUUUUUAUUGAUUAUAAAUCAGAUGUUUAUAUUUUGAAUGUUUUUUUCCUGCUUAUAUUUCUGUUAAAUCGGACACUACAAAGACACAGCUGCUUUUGCAGACAUUAAAAUGCACAAUGCAGAGAGAACUUUGGUCAUUCCAUCAGCAGGGACCUCAUGCUGAGAUGUUUACAGAGAAAGAGUUUGUCCUUAGAAUCCUCUAUUUUGUUUUCAUACCCAGAUCAGCUUGUUAAGUUAACUUGGGUGCAGAAUCCAGACACCUCAGCGAUUACAUAUAUUUAAGAAAAGAGAGAGAUAGUAUGACGUUAUGCAGUAUAAAUUUCAGGUUUUGUAUGCAGUCAAGCUGGAGGUAUGUCUAGCAUUAUAUAUUUACAUAGCAUUAUAUUUCUAAAGAAUAGAUUUAAAAGCCUUUUAGAGUUCAUUUUGGAUCCAUUUAUUCUGUUUUGCUGGAAAACCUGUUUGUUCCAAAUUUCUGUAGUCAUUUUCACUGUUCUCAUUCUGAUGUACAAGUGGGAUCUUAACAUUUUAUUGAUUUGUUGUUUUAUGUUUGGUGUGGGUGAAAAAGGGCAUGUGAGAACUGUAUGAGUGAUCAACAGCUUUUGUGAACCUGUACAAAUCAGUAUUGUUAAUUUUAUAAGGACAAAAUGCUAUUGUUGUGCCUUUAAAACGUGUCAAGAAUAUUUGUAUUCAGUAUGGGUUGAACAGUGUGGAUUUUAAAGUUAAA
Hemibagrus wyckioides is the source of this 2761-nucleotide messenger RNA. RefSeq names its product phospholipase A2, group XV (gene pla2g15). The record is from RefSeq and is a predicted model, not a curated record. Lineage: Eukaryota; Metazoa; Chordata; Actinopteri; Siluriformes; Bagridae. Gene Ontology annotation, cellular component: lysosome. Gene Ontology annotation, biological process: ceramide metabolic process; phosphatidylcholine metabolic process. The transcript is spliced from 6 exons. Bases 169 to 1428 code for a protein of 419 amino acids.